This is a messenger RNA of Anarrhichthys ocellatus (wolf-eel), 816 nucleotides long. It is a transcript of the gene tnni1c, whose product is annotated as troponin I, skeletal, slow c. Bases 72 to 662 code for a protein of 196 amino acids. The record is from RefSeq and is a predicted model, not a curated record. NCBI's taxonomy places the organism in Eukaryota, Metazoa, Chordata, Actinopteri, Perciformes, Anarhichadidae. Gene Ontology annotation, cellular component: troponin complex. The transcript is spliced from 8 exons. Gene Ontology annotation, biological process: skeletal muscle contraction; cardiac muscle contraction.
CUGUUUUUCACUGGACUGUUUUUGUUGUUGUUGUCUCUUUCAAAUCUACCAGCCUCCUCAUUUUUUUGACAAUGUUGAAUGAUGAUGACUCACCAGGCCCCUUGGCCCCAAAGAAAUGUGUUGCAAAGCCUAAAUCCAAGAUUUCAGCCUCCCGCAGGCUAUCACUGAAGAUCCUCUUGCUGACUCGUGCAACAGAAGAUCUGGAGGCAGAGAAGACUGCAAGAGAGGAAGAGAAGGUCCGCUACCUGGGAGAGAAGCUUCCACCGCUGCAGCUCAUUGGUUUAGACAUGGAUAACCUGCAGAAAAUAUGUAAGGAGAUUAUUGAAAAGAUUGAUAAGGUGGAUGAGGAGCGGUACGACUGUGAGGCCAAAGUCUUCAAGAACCACAGAGAAAUCAACAAUUUGAAUCUAAAGAUUAUGGACCUCGGAGGGAAGUUCAAGAAGCCAGCUCUGAGGAAGGUGAGAGUGUCAGCAGAUGAGAUGCUGAAAGCUCUGUUUGGAUCCAAAACCAAGGGCUCCAUGGACUUAAGGGGAAACCUCAAGUCUGUAAAGAAAGAGGACAUCAAACAAGAGAAGGAGCUGACCAUGGAAGUGGGUGACUGGCGUAAGAACGUGGAGGCCAUGUCUGGUAUGGAGGGCAGGAAGAAAAUGUUUAAUGCAUGAUGUUAGGGAUUAAGAACUGACUGGAAUUUGUUAUAAUAAAUGAAUAAAUAAAAGAGUACAUAAUGUAACAAACGCUGCCACUCUUUUGGCAGAAGUAAAAUCAUACACCAUACUUUCAAGUCACUGUAGUUUUUAUUCCAUUCUCAGGUAGAAC